UGAUCCAAAUGGUGGGUCUAUUAUCGUAGGGCUGAACAAUUCGGAGCUUUUGAUUUGUCGGCUCGGACUUGACCUCCACAUGUAUGACCCCCGGUCAAUCUGCGCCCCCUGAAGUCUUACGGCACGGCUCAUUCACGAUAUCAUUCAUAAUAACGACGAUAUCAUGCCUUAUGCUGACUUCUUUACACCUUUUUAAAUCAAGAAGAGAUCCUCUUGCUUCUCACAGGCUUGAUCGGACCUUGCCCCUAAUUCAUCUCCUUCCUCCAAACGCCUAGCAACGCCACGACCAAUGGCUCGGAAGGGCAGCUCCAAAGUUAGGACAGGCUGCCUAACGUGCAAGGUUCGUAAGAUAAAGUGCGACGAAACUAAACCGCACUGUAAACGCUGCGUAUCCACCGGCCGCAAAUGUGACGGAUACCCGCCGCCACCAUCGUCAUUGACUCUCUCGUGGCACCGCCCGCGUCAACUGUUUCCAAAUGUUGACGAUGUUGGUGAAAGGCGAGCCUUGCAAUUCUUCUGCCAAGCUGCCGGGCCCUCUCUAUCAGGGCCGAUGGACCCCUACUUCUGGACCCAUCUGGUCAUGCAAUUCAGCACUUUCGAACCAGCCGUCAGACACUCGGUAGUCGCCAUCAGCUCCCUUUACGAACAAAUACACUCCAAGCCAAAGUCGGUACGGUUGUUAACCGACAACAGACUUGCAUUGUCUCACUACAACUCGGCUAUCCGAGAAUUAAAAUCGAUUAAUAAUGAGCCCCUGGUUCUCCUAGUAUGUAUCCUUUUUGUAUGUCUCGAGUUCCUGCUAGGGAACAGAGACACGGCAAUCGAACACUGUAAACACGGUGUCGUCAUCCUGGAGAAUGUCGAAACUUCAUAUCCUUGGACGAAGAAAUACCUUUCUCCAAUAUUCCGUCGGCUGACCCUUUUCCCGUUCUUCUUUGCCAUCGAUGAGUCAAGUUUUCCUAAACUUCUUGGGUUAAACGACCAGCUUCCAGAGUCAUUUGAGUCACUCGAGCAAGCGCAAUUUUACAUAGACGGAAUUACAACUAGAACCGUCAGUUUAGUUCGGGGCGGAGAUCGUUAUAGACUCGAGGAUAAGCGCGAUGUCCCCGUAUCACCAGAACUCCUGGAAGAACAAGAAAAAAUCAAGGUUCAGUUGGAUGGUUGGCAUGCUCGUUUCUUGGAUUUGAAGAAUAGCCCAGCGGCAUCCGACUGGUCAGAGGAGAUAGCUUGUAAUAUCCUCCUAAGACAUGAUAUUUCUACAAUAUGGGUGAACACAGCUUUCGAAUACGAAGAAACCAUAUACGAUGAGCACGUCGAUAGAUUCCGCUUGAUGGUCUCCCGGGCCACUGGACUCCAAGCCUCAAAAUUUCCAGGACCAACCGCCCAAGAUUCCCCAAAAUUCAUCUUCGAAAUGGGGUUCAUGCCAUUAUUUUAUUACGUCGUCCUCAAAUGCCGGUGUCUCACAACAAGGAUGCAGGCACUCUCUCUCAUGAAGAAACUCGGCACUCCCAGGGAAAGUCUGUGGGAAGCUUCUACGAUGUUCGCGGUCGGCCGUCGAGUCAUCGAGAUUGAGCACGGUUUUCUGUUCGAUGAGAAGGGUGAACCCUCUACCCCGCCUCGUUAUCCAGACUUCCCCCCUGAUGAAGCGAGGGUACGAGAUACCACCACAGGUCCUGCGCCGACAAUACAAGUCGACUCUCGGGGUCAAGAGGUUGGAGGAAGGACGACAGGGUUUUUCAGACGCAAGCAUGAUGGUAGUAUAUAUCUUCAAACGGAGUUUCUUGUCGAGAGAUAAUGAUAACAUAGGUAGAAAAAUAAAACCAAAAUGCAUGUAUGAAACGACUGGGGCAAAUUUUUACCUAUUGCGAGUCCUUAUGCGACAGUCUAAUGACUAUUUGUAGACAUAGAUAACCCGAUAUGGCUUCCCGUAGCUUUAAAUAUCGCUUUUCGACUGCAUGAAAUCAGUGGAAUAUACAAGAGAUAUGUCUCUACCUC
Annulohypoxylon truncatum is the source of this 1995-nucleotide messenger RNA. RefSeq lists its product as uncharacterized. The transcript is spliced from 3 exons. Lineage: Eukaryota; Fungi; Ascomycota; Sordariomycetes; Xylariales; Hypoxylaceae. Gene Ontology annotation, biological process: regulation of DNA-templated transcription. Bases 290 to 1795 code for a protein of 501 amino acids. The record is from RefSeq and is a predicted model, not a curated record. Gene Ontology annotation, molecular function: DNA-binding transcription factor activity, RNA polymerase II-specific; zinc ion binding.